Molecule: messenger RNA, 1188 nt
Organism: Rosa chinensis
Lineage: Eukaryota; Viridiplantae; Streptophyta; Magnoliopsida; Rosales; Rosaceae
Product: calcineurin B-like protein 7
Exons: 10
Coding region: 206-859 (217 amino acids)
Biological process (GO): calcium-mediated signaling
Molecular function (GO): kinase binding; calcium ion binding
Source: RefSeq, a predicted model, not a curated record
GGUACAUUUGACACCAGAAAAGCCAAUAAGCAAUAAGAAACAGACUUCUUGUUCUUGGACUAGUGGAGUACAGCCUACGAAACAGCACUCAACCAGGUCAGAAGAUUUGAUCCUGGAUAAUAGUUUUAAGGGUCAAUUCAUUUUUAUUUUCAACAUGCAGAACUUGUAGGGCAGAUCAAGACUCAGAUAAUCUUUUAUUGGAAUCAUGCCUCCUUUCAUGAGCUGCUUUUGCUUCAAGAGUUCCAAAGCUGAUAGACAUAGGACUGGAUUUGAGGAGUCUAUUAUCCUUGCUUCAGAAACUGCUUUUACCGUAAAUGAAGUGGAGGCCUUGUAUGAUCUGUUUAAGAAAAUAAGCAAUUCCAUAAUUAAAGAUGGCCUUCUACACAAGGAAGAAUUCCAACUUGCACUAUUUCAAAGCAGCAGUAAGCAGAAUCUUUUUGCAGACAGGGUAUUUGAUUUGUUUGAUGUCAAGCGUAAUGGGGUAAUUGAAUUUGGAGAAUUCGUUCGGUCAUUGAGCAUUUUUCAUCCAAAUGCUUCUGAAGCAGACAAAAUUUCAUUUGCAUUUAGAUUGUAUGAUCUACGACAGACGGGCUACAUUGAGCGUGAUGAGGUGAAGGAGAUGGUGGUAGCCCUUUUAGGAGAAUCAGAGCUGGUACUUACCAAUGAUGUUAUCGAAUCAAUCGUUGACAAGACAAUGAUGGAGGCAGAUAUAAAAGCAGAUGGAAAAAUUGAUCAAGAAGAGUGGAAGGAAUAUGUGGCAAAGCAUCCAUCUCUUAUAAAGAAUAUGACUCUUCCAUAUCUAAAGGACAUAACAAUAGCAUUUCCCAGCUUUGUGCUCAACACCGGAGUUCCAGAUUAGAUACGAUUGCAUGGUAAAGAUCGAUAAUAGACACUAGCAAAGCCUUUUCUCCGUGGAUGUCUCAACACAUCUAGUAGUGAGGCUCCAUGUGUAGAGCACAAAGAUGAUGGAAGGAACCAGAAGAAAGAGAAGUUUAAUCCAUAGCAUAGCCUCCACGUUCAGCAGUAUAUGUUUUGAUCAGGAGGACGUUUCUGUAAUUUAACUGUUUAAUUUACAUAAAAUGUACAUGUUAGUUUAGAUUGUUUAUAGUCUACUGAAAUUUGCUUUCCCGAACUCCGGUGAAAAGUUAAUUGCUUUUCGUACUUUUCAAUUGAAAAAUAUUCUGUCGA